AACUGACUGUAUAGUCUAAGUAUAUCGAUAUCAUUUAAACCGUUAAAAAAGAAGAAGAAUAUAGCCAAAAAACAUGAAUCUAUAAUUCAUAUAAUAAAAGUGCACCUUAUUUAAUUUUGCUUAAACAUGUCUACUCGUUGGUAUCCUUUGUAUCAGAAAGGAGGGCCUCAAUUACGAGUUUUUUUACCAAAUUUCUGGAUGAAACUUGUGAGGCCUCCGCACGCCCAACCUUCUAAUGUUGUAGUAUUUUCAUGUUCAAUGGAAAUGACUAAAUAUGAUAUUAAAAACUAUAUGGAAAAAAUUUACAACAUAAAGUGUGCAGAUGUACGAACUAGAAUUCAUAUGCCGAAAACGCGAAGAGAACCUACUCAAGGAUAUGUUAUUAAGGAUGAUGAUAUUAAAUAUGCAUAUAUAACAUUGAUGAAAGGUGAAGAAUUCCAAUUUCCAGAUUUAUUUGAAAAUAUUGAAAACAAGGAACAUGAAGAUCAUGAGAAAGCUUUGAAGCAAGCCAAAGAAGGUUAUCAAGAAUUUUUAAAUAAAAAUAAAGAUAGACAAAAUAUGCCCGGAUGGUUUACUGUAUAGGUUUAAAUAAUAGAUGGUAGAUAUAGAAUUCAAUAAAAAUGUUUUGUUAGUAUGUUUAAUUAUUUCAACAUAUAUUAAACUAAAUACUUGAGAAAACAAAUGAUCCCUAUAAUCAACUCAGUCAUUCUCUCUGCAUAUAACUUAGCACCAACAAAAUGUUAAUGCCUCUGAUAAAAUUCUAAAACUCUGAUAAAAAAUGUUGAAAUUUCAAAGCAACAGUAACCAUUCUUUCAACUCUGAUACACGAUAUUUUAGUUUAUGGUACACUUAACUUUAAAAUUAACCAACAAGUGCGGUUUGAAGAAAAAUCUUUAUAUACAGAUUGAAGUAGGGGCAUAUACCUUGCAAAAAUGCCCGAGGAUAUGACCAAAAUAUAAAAAUCCCCGGGCAUUUAUGUAUUUCUUGAAAAAUAUUGAAUUUUUGUCAAUUAAUGAUACUUAUUGAUGAAUCUAGUUUAAUAGUAUAUUACUGAUAAAAUUUUUUGUAAAAUCUUCAUAUAUUUAGUUCAAUAAACUAAUUUGUAUUUAUAA
Messenger RNA from Diorhabda carinulata, 1112 nucleotides. It is a transcript of the gene mRpL23, whose product is annotated as 39S ribosomal protein L23, mitochondrial. The record is from RefSeq and is a predicted model, not a curated record. The transcript has 3 exons. Gene Ontology annotation, molecular function: structural constituent of ribosome. Gene Ontology annotation, biological process: mitochondrial translation. Gene Ontology annotation, cellular component: ribosome; mitochondrial large ribosomal subunit. Lineage: Eukaryota; Metazoa; Arthropoda; Insecta; Coleoptera; Chrysomelidae. The coding region runs from base 127 to 582 and encodes 151 amino acids.